AUGACCACCUGCAGCCGCCAGUUCACCUCCUCCAGCUCCAUGAAGGGCUCUUGCGGCAUCGGCGGUGGCUCCAGCCGCCUCUCCUCUGUCCUCAGUGCUGGCUCCUGCCGAGCUCCCAGUGCCUAUGGGGGCAUGUCGGUCUCCUCCUCCCGCUUCUCCUCUGGGGGAGCCUGCGGGAUGGGGGGCGGCUAUGGUGGUGGCUUCAGCAGCAGCAGCAGCUAUGGUGGGGCCCUGGGUAGUGGCUUUGGUGGAGGAUAUGGUGGUGGCCUUGGUGCCGGCUUUGGAGGUGGCUUUGGUGGUGGCAUAGGUAGUGGCUUUGGUGGUGGUGAUGGGCUUCUGGUGGGCAGUGAGAAAGUGACCAUGCAGAACCUCAAUGACCGCCUGGCAUCCUACCUGGACAAGGUGCGUGCCCUGGAGGAGGCCAACACCGACCUGGAGGUGAAGAUCCGUGACUGGUACCAGAGACAGAGGCCCACUGAAGCCAAAGACUACAGCCCCUACUUCAAGACCAUCGAUGAACUGAGGAAUAAGAUCCUCACAGCCACUGUGGACAAUGCCAACGUCCUUCUGCAGAUUGACAAUGCCCGUCUUGCUGCUGAUGACUUCCGUACCAAGUACGAGACAGAGCUGAACCUGCGCAUGAGCGUGGAGGCCGACAUCAAUGGCCUGCGCAGGGUGCUUGAUGAGCUGACCCUGUCCAGAGCUGACCUAGAGAUGCAGAUUGAGACCCUGAAGGAAGAGCUGGCCUACCUGAGGAAGAACCAUGAGGAGGAAAUGAUGUCCCUGAGAGGCCAGGUGGGCGGGGACGUCAACGUGGAGAUGGAUGCGGCGCCUGGUGUGGACCUCAGUCGCAUCCUGAAUGAAAUGCGCGAUCAGUAUGAGAAGAUUGCAGAGAAGAAUCGCAAGGAUGCGGAAGAAUGGUUCUUCAGCAAGACAGAGGAGCUGAACCGCGAGGUGGCCACAAACAGUGAGCUGGUGCAGAGUGGCAAGAGUGAGAUCUCCGAGCUCCGUCGCACAAUGCAGAACCUAGAGAUUGAGCUGCAAUCCCAGCUCAGCAUGAAAGCAUCCCUGGAGAACAGCCUGGAGGAGACCAAAGGCCGCUACUGCAUGCAGCUGGCCCAGAUCCAGGAGAUGAUUGGCGGUGUGGAGGAGCAGCUGGCUCAGCUGCGCUGUGAGAUGGAGCAGCAGAGCCAGGAGUACAAGAUCCUGCUGGACGUGAAGACCCGCCUGGAACAGGAGAUCGCCACCUACCGCCGCCUGCUGGAGGGCGAGGACGCCCACCUCUCCUCUUCAUUCUCCUCUGGCUCUCAGUCUCACAGAGAUGGAACCUCCUCCACCAGCCGUCAGAUCCGCACCAAGGUCGUGGAUGUGCACGAUGGCAAGGUGGUGUCCACCCACGAGCAGGUCCUUCGCUCCAAGAACUAA
Messenger RNA from Chrysochloris asiatica (Cape golden mole), 1425 nucleotides. RefSeq names its product keratin 14 (gene KRT14). Lineage: Eukaryota; Metazoa; Chordata; Mammalia; Afrosoricida; Chrysochloridae. The record is from RefSeq and is a predicted model, not a curated record. Gene Ontology annotation, cellular component: keratin filament. Gene Ontology annotation, molecular function: structural molecule activity. The transcript has 8 exons. Bases 1 to 1425 code for a protein of 474 amino acids.